This is a messenger RNA of Diorhabda sublineata, 12409 nucleotides long. RefSeq names its product ataxin-2-like protein. Gene Ontology annotation, biological process: cytoplasmic stress granule assembly. Lineage: Eukaryota; Metazoa; Arthropoda; Insecta; Coleoptera; Chrysomelidae. The record is from RefSeq and is a predicted model, not a curated record. Gene Ontology annotation, cellular component: cytoplasmic stress granule. Gene Ontology annotation, molecular function: RNA binding. The coding region runs from base 369 to 2576 and encodes 735 amino acids. The transcript has 11 exons.
GCGCAAUCGCAUGUUGUCUUGUCAGUCUUGACAGACAUUACCUGCAAAUGCUGGUCACACAUUUGUUUGUUGUCAGAAAUAUAUAACUUAUUUAAAGUAUUCCAAGUGGUAUUACUACAAUCAGACAGUGCAUUGUUGUCUGAAUGUUUUAGAAGGAAAAUCACUCGAAUGUGAUCCUCAUAACAAAAAAAGCGUUCUUCGGUUACGUCACUAGGCCAUUUUGUAUUUGUAAAAUCUUUGUUCGUGAACAGAGAAAAUUGUAAGGUUUUUCGUAAACCUCGUGUUCUUUUUUAGAGUGUUAUUAAAAAUUUUUCAAAAUUCCGGUGCCCACGAGAAACAGGGAUCCCGGCCACUACGGUAGCGGUGAUAUGAACAACAAAAGGAAAAAUCGAGGGGGCCCUGUAAGGACUCCUAGACCUGCCAGAUCUGUGGUAUCAGAGGGUGUAUACAAUAAUCCACAUUUUAUGCAUACAGCGACUGGACAAGUUGGAAAUGUUGUUAGAGUAACCACUGCUUCUGGAGUUGUUUGGGAAGGUGUAUUUAAGACGUUUUCUAGUAGAUUCGACUUAGCGUUAGAAGUUGCGGCCAAAUUAGACAACCCGGAUAGUCCGAAUCCUCAAGUAAAACCUGAUACUUACGUGGAUAAAAUCAUAUUCAGGGCAUGCGAUGUUUUGGCUAUGGUAGCAAAAGACGUAGAUCUGGAAUAUCCUACUAGAGAUACUUUCCAAACUGAUACUGCCAUUUCAGCUAGACUUAAUGGUAAUCUUAAACCAGAAGAAAGAGAAUUAGAACCAUGGGACUCAUCAGGAAUCAAUGGUACAGAUAUACAACUUGAAUUGGACCAAGCUAACGGCUGGGAUGCGAAUGAUAUGUUUAGAAAGAAUGAGCAAGAAUAUGGAAUUCAGAGUACAUAUGAUCAGUCUUUGAGAGGUUAUACAGUACCCCUUAAAACUAGCGACAGCGCUGAUUAUAAAGAAGCGGAAGCAAAAGCAAAUCUGAUAGCGAAUGAAAUAGAGAACCAACCUCAACAUAAAGCUAGGUUAGAAUUAGAAAACGGCGACGAAGAAGCUGCUUUUGCUGCCGUCGUUAGGCCACAUCAAGAUUCAGCUAGCAACGGAAAGUAUCUUCCACCAGCAAAACGAAAGAAUCAAAAUAACGGAAAAUUGGUCAGAAGCACUCCACCUCCAAGUCAAAGUAGUAGUAAUCAGAAUACUCCAUCGCCAAAAGAAACUAGACCACCUAUGGCAUUCCCGGCUUAUCAAUCUCCUAUGCAGAAUAAUUCACAUAUUCAAACAGGACCACUGCCAAAUCAACAGCCUCACAUUCUUAGUGCCCCAAUUCAUUCAUCUCCUAUGAAUAUGCAACAACAUCCGAUGCAACCUCCUAACCAUGGCCCUCCACACCCACAUUCUCACACACCACCUCAUCAAUUUCAACCGCCUAUUCAAACCAGACAACCUCCUCCUCCUCCUCAACCAAUAGUUCAGCAACCCCCUCCUCAACCCAAACCUCAGAUGAAUGGAGAAGCAAAAGGAGCACCACGUCAACAAAGGGUUUAUCAAAAUCAGCAAUAUCCACCAGAAAUGAAACCAGAUAUACCAGGACCAUCUCAUCCACCAAGGCAUAGAGAUGAAACUAUAAAAGAUUUACAUCAAUUUGCACAAGAUUUUCAAUUGGCACCUUUACCAAAUGAACAGCCUCCGCCGCAAAUACAAGCCCCUCCUGUAGUGGAGCAAGUGGUCCAACCUAUACAACAAAUUUCACCACCUAACAAACCUUUACAGCAGCCAUCACCACCCCAACCCCAACAAUCAAUUAGCCCUAGACAAGAAAAUAUAGAAAAGGUCACAAACACUUUGAAAAAGUCCACUCUAAACCCAAACGCUAAGGAAUUUGUUUUGAAUCCUACUGCUAAGCCAUUUCAACCUAGGUCUCCAAGUACUCCAUCGGCAAGCCGGCCACAUACUCCACAAACGCCUAGCCAUAGCCCAUAUAUCCCUGCUACUGUUGGUGGUCCAGCAGUUCAGCCUCCAAUGGCUCCACUUAUGAUGCCGGUCCAUUAUGUUAUGACCAGUCAACCACAAUAUCAACCUCCACAAGGCAAUAAAAUACGUCGCUUACCGAUGAGAACAGACAUGGCACAGCAAAUGCAGGUAGCAGCUGCCACUGGUCAGCCGCUACUAGCUCCAGCUCCAAUCCAACAGUUCAUGUAUCCACCAGCAAUGAAUCAGGCUUACCAACCAAUGCACAUGACACUCAGAACUUAUGAGCCUUCUCCACAAAUUCAGUAUAUGCCUCCCAAUCCACAUCCAUCGCAGACACCAUCUCCGGCUCAGCCUCCACAAUAUAAUCCAGCUCAAGGCCCUCAAGCGCCACCUCAGCAGUGUCAAGCAGCACCACCACCACCGCAGAGUCAUCAUCAAUUUCCAUUAAUGUAUCCGAUCAUACCAGCACAGCCACACAUGAUGCAAAGCAUGCAAUAUUUGCAGCAAGCCCCUCCACCUCCUCAACCACCUAUGCAAGUAUUGAUGCAUCAACAUCACGGACAAGGAAACCCACAUGGACCUAAUCCUUAGCGCUAGCGGUGGUUGUUGUCGUAGGUAAAUUUCAAAAUAUUAGUAUAGGCGCUAUCUCGGUGCAUGUAUGUUUUGUCUUCGUCCUAAAUUUGUUUAUUUAAUAUCUUAAGGUACUGAUCAAUUGCAUUGUUAUUGGCAUAAAAAAAAGGGGGAUGAAACGACUGUCUCAAACGUUGUAAGGAGAGUAUACAUUUAUUGGUACAAAGAAAAAUGCAGGAAUGAAGAGGGUAGGUUAAUAGAAAACAAAAGAGAAAAUAAAAUGACUGAACUUUUUAUCUAUUUUAGCGAUUGAAGUAUUAUUAAUGAACCACUUUCGCAAAACUUUAAAGCAUUGUUAUGAAAUGAGUUGAGGUACUCCAAAAACAUUGUGGUGAAAAGAAAAAAAAAGUAAAAAAGGUAUCCUUGCACGUUUGGGACAAAAUAAACGUUAACAAGAGAGAAGAUUGGCAGCACACACUAGUCAAGUAUAAUAAAGGAAUAUGGCAUAAAACAAAAAAUAUCAUAUAAGAUAAAAUAAAAGGUUCGAGCAAUACCUAGAAACACGAAUGUUUUGUUAUAUAAUUUAUACGAAUAUUAAUGGUGGCAAAUAUAAAUAGUUAAUGGAACCACAUUUAUUUAUUGCUACCAAGUAAUGGCAGCAUUCGAAAUCAUAUAUAAAUUAAAUCAAAAAUAACUAAAAAGCAAACUUGAUUAAUAAAAAGGAAUAUAUUAAUCAUACAUCAAUAAUAACAAAUUGAAAUUAAGGAGAAAUUCUUUGGCAUACUUUACUUACUGAAAACAAAUGAAAUACUAUACAAGUUACGAAUAUACGGGAGAUGUUCAGAAAUUUGAUUUGUGAAAUAAAAAAAGACAGUACUGCUACAGUCAAAAAAUUCACUGUGCACAAAACUCUGCAUUUGUCGACGUAGCUCCUGUGCUUUUCUAGGCAUAUUUUUGUAAAUCUUCGUAAAAUGGCUGUGCAUUGAAACAUGUUCAUUGUUGUACCUCGAAGGAGGUUGAUCAAAUAAACCAAUCUGAAACCUUGUAGGAGUCAUUUUGUCAAUUUGUAGUGUCUGAUCGGGCAUUGUUGUAAAUGAACAAACUACACCUUGUGUGAGUUUUCCCUACUUUCUUUACUAAUACACCUUGUAUACAUCUCUUCUGAUUGGAAGUUUUAGCAAUCCUACAAUACUAUGAAUUUUGAGGAAGUAUACCAAAAAUUCUGCAGAGGUAAUAUUUCAGUACCGCAAAUUACUUUCUGUAUCUUUUAAGUCUCCCAUGAAUGAUUAUUAUACUGUAUAUUUGUUAUACUUCAAUAAAUUAGUGUAAAUUGUAUUUUAAAGCAAAACUCCCUUGUUUAUAUCAUACAAUAAAAUUUGGAUUUAUUGUAUGUAGAGAUCAGUGUCUAUGGAAAAUAAGAUAUUAAGUGAAUAAUUUUAGGGCACAGUCACACAUACACCUAGUCGGGGCGUCUAAACUAAAUCUACAUUAUCAAAUUUUUAAAUUCUGGUGGGUUAAAGUCAUGAUAAUGUUAAAAGUUGGCGUUGUUAUUAUAAAAUUAACAUCAAAAUUACUAGGCAGGAAAUUUGAAACAUAUUUUCAUAUUUCCGUAAUGUGCACUUUUGAAAUCUGAUAUAUAUUAUUAACAAUGUCGAUAACAUAGUAUUUCUAUUUUCAGUCUAUUAUUUACUUUACACUGAGAUUCUGAUGUAUAUGAAUAAAAGCAAGUACUGAUUAAUUCUGAUAUUGGAAAACUUGAAAUAUGUAAACUUUUUUACUGAUUGGAAUCAUAUAAUUGGAUAUAUUGUUAUCCAACUCAUUUGCUUUUGAACUAUUUGUAAAACUUCCUAGUCGAUGGUCAGUGUUGGUUUUAUAUCUCAACUAUGGUCAGUAAUGAGAAAAGAAAACUUGAUUAUAUUAUAAUACGAUUAUCAAAUUGUAUAUAAACGUCUUAUGUGCCAAGACAAUUACUUGGAAUGUAUACAUUUAUGCUCAAAAAAUUUACUUAUAAUUUUGGAAUUUUGAGAAAUUCCUUUUUGGCCAACUAAACUAAGCUCCAUUGCUUUAUAUUACCAAAAAAAACAAUAAUUGUGUUGUGAUACCAUCACAAUAUGUGGUAGACUCAGGAAAAAAAUUAAUUCUAUCAGUUUUUCAUAAAAAGCUGAUAGUCUCAGAAUAUAUUUUUUUAAUAUUUGCUACACAUUUCGGCUCAUUUUUUGGUUAAAUGAAGAUUACAAAAUGGUGAGAGUAAUUUUUGAACAAAACCAACUCCAAUUAAACCACAAAAAUUUCUGAUUUUUAAAUCUUGUUCUAUUUAAAAAUACACUCCCAAAAGAUAUUUAUUCUCAAAGUAUUUUCAAAGUAAUCAUAAUACUCAAAUAUUAUUAUUGAGAUUUUAAAAAAUACAAUUUUUGUUGAAAAUAAUAUACAAACAAUAUUUUCAUCCCAAUUUAUAAUUCACUUUAUAAUAAAUGAUCAUUUUGCUUGAGCUGUUCAUAUUUUCCCAAUUGUAAGUUCUCUUUCAUGUCGGUAUUAAAUUAUACUCAAUACUCAUUCAGAAUAUAUACACAGUUCUUCAAUACAUGUGCAAAAAUUCGGGAGUUGAUUUUCCUUAUGAUAUAUUGAUAGAUCCUUCCUGUAAAACAAUUUCCUUAUCUCGCCCCAUUCCGAUACAUCGCCUUUUAAAAUUGUUGAAAAUUAAGUAAGGGACUAACCAUUGAUAUUUUUUAACAUUCACAACUCUUAUUUUCGAGCAUUACUUUUGAAAGAGAAAUCAGUUAUUGAGAUAGGAAACAAUAAAAUGAAAAAUGGAGUAAUAAAAUGUGUAUGUUGGUUGUGAAGACGCAUGGAAAAUACAAAACUUUAAAUUUCCACAUUCAGCUGUAAUUUGACAAAAAAAAUAAAUACUUAAUCUUAAUCAUCACCUUUUAGAACUCAUAACUAAAGGGUUAAACUGAUGAAAUUUUGUUAUAAGAAAGAUCCAUCAUAAUUUCUGACAAGUAAUAACUUUCGAAAGUUUCUCAAAUGAAUAAAUUCGCUCUAUAAAUACAAUGCCGAGCAUAAAAUUAGCGUCUCCCCGUAAUAUUAAGUUAUUUGAGAAAUUUUUUUGUUUCUCGGAUUUUUCCAGUCGCCACAUAAUUUUCUGAUGGUUUACAUGAAUAAAAAAGUUUCUGUUGUUGAAAGUAAUGGAAAUUAAUAAUUUUAAUUUAUGCUAAGUGAUGAAAAUGAACAAUUUUACUUUGCUAUGAUUUUUGUUGGAACAAAAUAAAUUUUCUUGGAUAGGAUUUUGGAUCACAUUCUGCAAAAGAUUGUCCAACAGUAUGGCGCGAAGCUCUCUAUAAUUUCUGUGGGCUGGCUUAUCCCAUGUCAUUCCAAAUCUGUUCAAUGGAUAUACAUAAAUCACCACUUAUGUUUUUUAUAGAUUCCGUCAAUAUUUUGUUUAACUAAUAAGACUACUUAAAAACAAACAAAAAACCUAAUUGAUAGAAUAUGAAUUAUUUUCUAAUUGAGUGAUUCAAAGGGGUGUAAGACACUUUAUUCAUAAAUUUGAUUUAGUCUAGCUCGCUUUGCUCAAUCGUGAACUUGAUUUCAGAGCAAUGUAGCAAUAGAUUUCAAAAGAAAAAAUUAUCACUAAAGACUGAAAUGAAAGGAUAAUAUUCUUUAUAUAACAAUUUUUAUGAGAAUUUCAAAAUUAAUAAUACAAACUCGGAUUUUCAUUCUAGUUUUUACAAAAAAAAUAUUUUUUAUAUUGUAUUUACCUUGUAUUUCCUUUUCCAAAGAUGUUUUUUAUAAUGAUGAUAAUACAAAAACAAUGAUAUAUUUUGGUUAGAAAACUACUUUUUCAAUAUAUUCCAAAUUUUAGAGUUUUCCUCCCACUCUUCUAUACAGUGUAAUUUUUACAAAGAUAUUUGAAAAAAAUAUUUUAGUCAUCAAAUCAGUAAUUUUUUAUUAGGUGGAAUAAAUUUCAUCAUCUAAAUCCUCUUAUUUCAGUAUGAUUGAGGUUUACCAAUACUACACUAGUUAAUCAUAUAGUGUUAUGAAUUUUUAAUUUGCAUUUUUAAUCGUUGAUAACAUUUAUAUCUUGUUGAAAUCAGUUUUUGUUAUUGUCAUUGGAUAUAUAUUGUUUUUAUAAAAUAUUAAACUACUUAUAUAUAUUUAAUUUCUAGUAACCAAUUUUUUCAAUCUAUAUAGUUUCUUAUGUUUGUAACUUGUAUAAGUCUUGCACAGUUAUACCAUUAUUAUUUUUAGAUAAUGUUAAAAAAUGAAAUUAAGUUUAAUAAUAACACUAGGCAAAAAAAAAUUAUCAAUUUUUUUCUCUGGAUAACAUUAGUCUGCAAGCAGUGCUGGUUCCAAUUUUCCUUGGUAGCGCUUUUCAAUUGUGGCGUGAUCUUGAUGAAAGCGGUCUCCAUGCUCGUCACUUCAAGCGACAAUGUUUUCCGGAAAAAUCUUUAGGUGGGAAUGUAAAAAGUGUAUUUUCAAGGAAAUAUUACAUCCCAAUUCAUAAUCAUUGAGCAUUUUUUAUGAAGUCAGAAUAUUGAGAAGAUCUAUAGUUACCAAAAAAGUUUUCAGUAACUUUGACAAUCGCCAUCCAAUCUUCUCUUUUUUUUUUCAUUCAAAGUGUUAAUGAAUGCCGGAUCUUUGCCUAAUUUUUUGAUGUCGGCUUCGACAAAUACACCUUAUAUUUCAGCGUCAUUCACAGAAGGAAAUUUUUGUUUUAAAAAUUUGAAACCAAAUCCAUCUUUGUCUAUGGUUUUCACUAAAGUUUUUAUUAGCACUAAUUUGAUGUACAAAGAUGGUAAUAUCAUCUUUCUAGGGUUAACUAUAGGUUCAUUUUUCAAAUUUUUGAAGAAAUGUAGACCGUUCUUGGCGGCCAUAUUGAUCUUACAUAUGUUCAUUUCUUUCUCGGUUCUACCCGCAUAAAAAGCAUUAGUAUUUUAUGUAUCCAAUUUGUAUUUCUAAAACCAAAGCAAAAAUUUUCAAAUUUGCACAUAUCAAUCAUUUUGUUUGCUGUAUUCUAUCAAUUUUAACACUACUUUUAUAAUGUAUUUUUCUCUUAAAUGAGCUCCGUAAACUAAAGGUGGUGAUGGAAAUUUAUUUUCGUUAUCGAGCAAUAUAGCCUCUAGACUCGACUUUAAGCAUUAAAUAAAGAGUAUCAUUAAGCCCUCAAUGUCAAUACAGUUCAUUUAGUUGUUCUCUUUAGAAAAAAAAAUUAACAUAUGAACUAUGACGUUUAUGGUACAGGGUAACUUUUAACUCCUGUCUUCAGCAGAUUCCACUGUUGCAGUUUUGAACUUAACUCUUCAGCUUUUUCUUUGGGCAAAUCCAAAUAUCUUAUGAAAUAAUUAGACUUCAAUAAAUUGGAGAAGGCACAGAAACUUCUAUCGAAUGGGGGAAUGUUUUUGAUACAAAAGACACCUCCGCGUAUUUUAAUGAUUGCUGCGAUUUUCUCGAAAAGCGGUUGAUAUUGGUGAAGCAAAAAUAACAGCCGCUCAUGUGAUUGGUAGAUCCGCGCCAUAUCCUGAUUUACCAAAAGGCAUUGCUGAAUAUUGUGCAUUAAACCAACCUAUCAAAUUUCUGUGACACGAGAUACAGAAGAUAUGUGUCACCUAAUAUUUAUUCUGGUUACGAUAAUCCAGGUUGAAAUAUGCACGAGAGCACUUAUUAAUUAAAUGUCUUUUUUGGCAUCCAGGUGUAUAUUCACCGCAAAUGUAACAAAAUAAGUUGGAAGAAUUAACACAUUAGCGUGACAUUUCACAUGAUUCAGCUGUCAAAUAACUUCCAAAGAUGACUUUGCGAAAAUAAUUGAUGAAAACUCUGAGCUAUUUACAGAUUAUAACGGAAAAGUGACAAUUUGAUAAAAAAAUAUUGAAACGAUUUUAGACGUAAAUGACAAAAACUGAUAUUUUUUGUGUUAACUUUUGAGACUCUACCAAUAAAAUGCACAACAGAUUUGGUUUGAAUAACUUUGAAGGUUGCCUAGUAUAAAUGAUAUCUUAAAAAAAUCUUUAAGUAGAAGAAUUAGAAUAAUAGAUUUAUAAUUUAUAAAACAAAUUACAUGAUAUAAAUAUCUUGAAAAUUUUAACCGACUUAGCUAACCUUAUUCUGGUUGUGAUUAAUAAUUCUAUAGUGACUGAAGCUUUCUAAAUUUAAAAAUUCACUUUUUCACCAAAAAUUAGUUGUUUUGUUCCUCUUUAAUUUGAUAUAUUUCAAAAUAAUUCAAUGAAGGCUCUAUUAAAAGUUUUUAUUACUACUUAAUAAAUAUAUACAAUUCAACAAUAUAUAAAAUUUUAACUCAUAUUUUCUUGUUUUUCUUUUCGACAAUUUGCACUAUUAAAAAUUCAUAUUUAAUAACAACAAUGUAAAAUUAUGGAGUUGUAUUAUCGCUAUUUUUAUAUUACUUCUUUAUCUUUUUCAUAGUGGCAAAUUCUUAUAACAACGCCAAUUAUUCAACAAUAUAUUAUGUUUAUUCAAAAAUAUUGUUAUUUUUUGUUAUCAUUUAAUUUUUAUGAACUGUUAUUUUUCUAUAAUUAGAAAAAAAUUAUAUUUAAUAUCAUCAAAAAUUACAACUCAUGUUAUCUGUCUGUAGGUUAUCAUAUUCUUGAUAAUUUUUAUCAUAUAUUCUGGGUGACUCAAACAGACAGAUCGUAGCAUUUUUUCACUAUACCUAGAAUAUUUGGUAAAAAUUAUAAACCUAAAAAUGGAAAAACGGACAUUUUCAGGUUUUCUCUCUUUAAAAGUUUUGCCGUUUUUAAUAAUGAAAUCAUUACAAACUAUUUUCGGUGGUUUAUCAUUCCAUAUUUUUUUAAUAUUUUUUUUUCUGCAAGAUAGCCACUAUUGUUUUGUUUCCACAUCUUUAUAUCACCAUAAAUACUCAUUCAGAAAUCUAUAUGCAUCAUGUAAAAUCGAACCCAUAAUAUACUUUGCUUUAAUCUCAGAAAAUUUGUUAUUGUGGCAUAAAGCACCUCGGCAAAAAAUCAAGUACGUAUAGACAUUCGUAAAAAGAAAUUAUUGAUUACAUCAACGCUUGAUAUUAUUAAAAUUCAAGCAUUCGUUACAAAAACAACCAUAUUCCUUUGUCUUAUAGAAAAUCAAAGGAAAACGUAAUUAUUCCAACUUGGAAAAAUAAACAAGCGCUAACAAACGAAAUUUCCAGUAUAUGCAUCAUUUGCUUUGUACCACGCUUGUAUUUGUAGAAACUUAAUAAACUCUAUUGUAGUUUUAAACAAGGGCCAUUUUUGCGUUAGAGAAAUAUUUAUGAAACAAAAUAAAUUAUUAUUAACUGGAGUACAAAUCUAUGGAUAUUAAAAGAAUUAGUAACAUUAUAAUUACCUUGUGACUAUAUAGAAAAUUAUAAUAAAUAGACUUUAUUCUCUUUGAUCUUGAGAACAACAUUUGUUUUGCUAAAAUGCAGCUCUUGAGUCAAUAAGGUGGAAAGCCCUUGUUAUAUCAAAAUAUAUGAAUUACGAACUUUGCUGUUAUCAUAAGAAACGCCUCAAUUAAGAAACAGAAACAAUAUAAAUUGACAUCAAAUGUGAAAUUAGAACAUAGAAAAAUCUCUACACGCAAAUUCUCAAUUUUAUUCUUUUAACCAAAUGGUAUUACGCAGAAUAUUAAAUAUUAUACUUAUACUGUUUUGUUAGAAACACUUCAAUUAAGGGACAUAUCGACGGUUAAAGUGCAAUACCUCGUAUCAUUUUUUAUUAAAUUUUACAGAAUAGCCGAAAAAGUGCUAUUUUUUACGUUUUUUAGCAUAUUAUUAGUUUUAAUAAUAUGUACUUACCUCAAAAACGUCCAAUACCUUAAAACACCACUCUCAACGCAACUCUUAUGGAAAAAAACAAUGUCGGCUAGCAGAUACGAGCUUUUUUAGUUGUCGUAGGUAGAUGGAGGUAGAUGAAUUGAAAUUAUUCGUGUAAUAAACUCGAAAUCCGCAAAAUCGUCACACACGAGCCGUCGAUAUGCAUCGAUUAAUAUUUAUGAAAUAAUUAUUAGCAGGGGAAAAUAUGGAAAAAUCACUGCAAGAAAAAUAAUCAUGAAGGAAAAUCAAUAUUAAAUCACUGCAUUUUGUAAUUAAGAACACGUGAAUGUCUUUCAAAAAAAUUGUCAAGUAUAUUUUGCUGUAGUAAAACAUCUAUAAUAUCAGUAUAAAAUCUCCCAAAUUUGCCUUUCAACUGUUUACGUCUUUUGGUUCUAGAAACAUCUUGCUGAUACUUAUAAGUACAAUCUUAUUGCUUAGUGAAUAAUUCAUACUUAUCAUACUUGCAUAGUAUUCAAAAGUUGUUCAAUACAUCAGAAAUAAAGUAAUUAGAACUUACAUGAAGAAUAUCUAAAUUUUUGUUGCACAUUUCACGCAAAAAUAGCUCAGUAUCACGGUUCUAAAAAACUACAGGGUGAGCCAAAUAAGACCUACUGCCGAAAAUUUCAUGCAGUGGGUCAUAGUUUGUCUAAGAAAGUUGCAUCAUCUUAUUGAAAAUUCAAAAAAGGAUUUUGCUCCGGCAUUAGUCGUAAAAAGUUUUCAAUCAUUGUUCUGAAAAAAGCUUUAGAAAUCGCUUGAAGGAUUACAUCUUCAUCAUCGAAAAAAUAUCAGUCAUAAUACUGCACCAAAUAUAUCUUAUGUGUGCAACUGAUGUUCAGAGCCCCCAAAUCAACAGUUUUAGUUGUUAAUAUAACAAUUUAAUUGGAAAUGCGUUUCAUCCGACAUCAAAGCAUCAUUUAAUAUAGUCUUUGUUGGUCGUCUUUAUGUAUGGAUACAUCUGAACAUCCAAGAUUGAAAUUUUACGCAAUGACGUUCUGGAAAGGCCCAAUUGGCUGGAACGAUGACUACAUGAAACUGUCAUCUACAAAACUCAACCCCAGUGUCCAUGUUGUCUGCAAUGCGAAUAUUUCAAUGGGUACCUCUUUUAGGUCGGUUGUCCACUAAACCUAGAUUCUAGAAAUGAGCGACCAAAAUCCUUUCAUGAAGAAUGUAGAUGAUAUUGGAUUAAGUUAUUAACGAUUUUUCGCUGCGUCAUAACUAUCGGUCGUUGAUAAGAAUAGAAUAACUCGAUAAUUUUAACGUUUUGUUUUAUAUGGUUCUAUAAUCAAUUUUCAACAAUAAAAAAAUAAUUAUAUCACGAAAAAGUUAUUUAACAUUGGUAAUUUUUAUUUGGCCCACCCGGUAUAAAGCCCGAGAUGUAACAAAAUCUUUUUUCGUUAAUAAAAUUGGAUCAAACAAGUAAGGAUUAAAUAAAUUGAUUCAAAUUAAAUAAGAGUUACCCUCAAUAUGUAUAUAGAUUAAUGUUUAAUACCUGUAAAGAAACUCGUCGACUCUACCAUGGAUACAGAAGACGGGUUUCACAGAAUCGAAUAUUUUAAAUUAAUACAAGAAGUUUCUUAGGCAACGUAUAAAAUCUGUGAAAUUGUGAAUAAAUACAGUUCGAAUAUCAAAACAAUAUUUUUUAAAAAUAUAAAUAUUAUGUAAAACAAUACAUCACUGAGAAAAUUAUAUAGUAGUACAAUAUGGGUUCGAAAUUAGUUUCAUUAUUAUGCCUGUUAAUUAGAAAUCUGGCAGCAUAAAGGUGCUUCUUAGACACUUAAGGUGCCUUAAUCUCAUUUUUUCUUUCUAUACAUUCUUUGUAAAAAAUUAUUUGGCACCUCAAAUUAUUUCAACACUUAGUUUGAAUAAUUGAAAAACAUCGGUUUCAACAAAAAUAUUACAUUUUAUAACUACAUAAUUUGUAGUUUUUAAAAAUAACACAUUUUUAUUCCGUAAAAAAUAUUAUGUGUUGUUUCAAUGAAAACAUUCGAAAAAAUUCAAAAUUUGUAAAAAUGUUAAUAUUUUUUUUUUUGCAAAUAUACUCCGAAAUUAUUUGUAA